Molecule: messenger RNA, 1236 nt
Organism: Botrytis fragariae
Lineage: Eukaryota; Fungi; Ascomycota; Leotiomycetes; Helotiales; Sclerotiniaceae
Exons: 3
Coding region: 1-1236 (411 amino acids)
Source: RefSeq, a predicted model, not a curated record
AUGACUCCAUUAAUUUUCCAGCGUGCUGACCCUUUCGAUGCUUCUCAAAUACCGGACUCGGUUGCUGCAAAGAUCGGAAUUGCUCCUCCUCCGCCGGGGGUGACUCCCAACUUUGUGAAUCCGGCCAAUACACGGCCUCUCCUUUUGUCAUUUUGCGGUAUCGGUUUCGCCAUGAUAGCAUUAUGUGUUAUCAUAAGGAUAUGGGUCACUUUUAAACUAUCACGUCCCAUAAAAUGGGCUUGGAGCGAUGUUGGGUUCACCCUCGCUAUUCUUGCAACAAUGGCCUCGUAUAUAAUUCUCACGCUUGCGUCGACGGGUUUUGGCCAAUUUGGUAUUCACUCAUGGAAUGUCUCAGUGUACAAGAUUUUGUCAUUUCGCAGUCGUGCCGUAAAUGCUAGUAGCGCAUUGGUACCUGCUAUAUCAUCAUGCCUUAUCAAAAUCACUAUCUUCUUAAUGUAUCUUGAGCUCUUUGCUACUCUAAAAACAAUAAGAAUAUUGUGCUUUAUUGGCAUAGGAGUCACUGCAAUCUUUUACAUAAUUAUCAUCACCCUCAACGCACUUUGGUCCUUUCCACUUUCAAUUUAUUUCAUCGUGGAUAAUGUUAUUAAAGGGCAAUCACUUAACUUACCAAAAGGCAUUUUUGGUCUAGUGAUUGAUCUUUAUCUUUUUCUCAUACCGCUGGUGGCAGUAAGCACCUUGAAAACCGCGACUAUACGGAAGAAACUAGGUAUCUUGCUUGUCUUCAGCACUGGGGGUUUGGCCAUUUUAUCCGCGACCUUCAGCGUCUAUUGGCGCGUUUAUCUUCAACUGCAUAGCGACCGUAUGUGGUAUCUUACACCUCUAUGGAUUGUCUACAUCACCGAACACACUUUUGGUCUUAUUAUUGCAAACACAACACAUUUCGCAAGAUUCUUCCGGUGCUACGGGUCAGUAAUCGAAUAUUAUUUGUGCUGCCGAUUUGCAAAAAAAGGGGAGCAAUUUGAGAAAUCUGAGAAGAGAAGUGAGGAAUCCAAGAAAAGCGAACCAGUGGAAGUUAAAACCACUAUAAAAUUAUAUCCGGGUCUCGAUGUCACAACGGUAAGAGGAACAACGGGAGGGACCAUGCUUAGCAUUCAAGAUGAGCAGACUAAAAAUGAACAAGCAUCAACAAAUCCGCACCCGGCUGGUGGAUACUCAGCGGGAACUCACUGGGCAGAGCGACAAAGAGAUAUACAGGAGAGAUUUUGUGAUGAGUAG